UCCGUUCGCCUUGUGUGACACUCUACGGCAGCAGCUGGCAUCUUGACGACGCAAAGGGGAGAGUUGUGAAUAAGUUCUAUGUCGCUCUAGCCGUAACUUCCGCAUGUCUAUCGUUUCUAGAGCUAUACUCUAGGCGAUUUUCUGAGUUCCUUCUCUAUGGCUCCACGCUCCCGAGCCAGGAGGGUGCCGAAGAUCCCGUUCCCUUAACCGAGAGGCCGUGGCGGCGGCGGGGGGAGGGGCGACCGAGCCGAUGGAGGCGGAGACGCUGGAGUCGAGGAUCAACAAGGCGACAAAUCCUCUGAACAAGGACCUAGAAUGGGACAGCAUCAAUGCUUUCUGUGAUCAGCUCAAUAAGGAACUAGAAGGCCCACCCCUUGCUACCCGGCUUCUAGCCCACAAGAUCCAGUCUCCACAAGAAUGGGAAGCCAUUCAGGCACUCACGGUGCUGGAAUCCUGUAUGAAAAACUGUGGCAAGCGCUUCCACAACGAGGUGGGCAAGUUCCGCUUCCUUAACGAGCUCAUCAAGGUGGUGUCACCAAAGUAUCUAGGAAGCAGGACUUCAGAGAAAGUGAAAUCUAAGAUCCUGGAGCUUAUGUAUAGCUGGAUGUUGGGGCUGCCGCAUGAAGUGAAGAUUACAGAGGCCUACAAGAUGCUGAAGAAACAAGGGAUUGUGAAGUGUGAUCCCAAAUUGCCAGACGAUGCACCCUUUCCACUGCCUGCCCCUAGGCCAAAGAAUGUUAUCUUUGAUGAUGAAGAGAAGUCCAAGAUGCUGGCUCGCCUGCUGAAAAGCUCCCACCCUGAGGACCUCCGAGCUGCCAACAAGUUAAUCAAAGAGAUGGUCCAAGAGGACCAAAAGAGAAUGGAGAAGAUCUCCAAGAGGGUGAAUGCCAUUGAGGAGGUGAACAACAACGUGAAGCUGUUGACCGAGAUGGUGACAAACUAUAGUAAGGGGGAGACCACAGAAACCAAUGAGGACCUCAUGAAGGAGCUGUACCAGCGUUGUGAGCGCAUGAGACCCAUGCUUUUCCGGCUUGCCAGUGACACGGAGGACAAUGAUGAGGCUCUAGCGGAAAUUUUGCAAGCCAACGACAACCUCACGCAGGUGAUCAACCUAUACAAGCAGGUUGUGAAAGGAGAGGAGAUAAAUGGCGAGGCUGCGGGCGGUUCCCUCCGAGGCAGCACGUCAGCACUUCUGGACCUCUCAGGUUUGGAGAUGCCCUCCUCUGCCCCCUCCUACCCAGCCGUACCAACUUUCUCAGGUGGCUCCAUAGCUCCUGUGCCAGAGCAGUCCAGCUCUGCAUCUUUGCUGGAUGAUGAACUCAUGUCCUUAGGGCUUAACGACCCAGCACCACCCUCAGCCCAGGGUCCAGAUAAUGGUGGUUGGAACAGUUUCCAGGUUGGUGGAUCUUCUCUUGGGGAAAAGGGGGAGGAGUGGAGCCUCAGUCAGACCAGAGCCAGAGAAGAAGCUUCGUUGCAGUCAUCUGACAGCCCUGACCUUGGCCCUCCCUCGCUCCCGGUGGGGAAAGCUGAUGCUGGACCAACCGCCACAGCGCCUCCCACCACCACCACCACCAGUGGCCUGGAUGACCUGGACUUGUUGGGCAAGACUCUGUUGCAACAGUCCCUUCCACCAGAGUCUCAGCAAGUCAGAUGGGAGAAGCAGCCGCCACCUCGGUUAACGUUGCGUGACCUCCAAAACAAGAGUGGCUCCAACCCGUCUGUGACCACCAACAGCACCCCACCCCUGUUCCAGAGCCUCUCCGCAACCCUGCCCCUGCCUUCAGAGCAACCAGCACCCACUGUGGUCUCUCGAGCGCCUCCUGCACCUCCUGCAGCUGGACUUCCCACAGCAGGCCUUCCUGUGUCAAAAGUGCCCCCGGAAAUCUCUCUGACAAAUGUCACUGUGCCUCUGGAGUCCAUCAAACCAAGCAAUAUCCUCCCGGUGACUGUAUACGAUCAACAUGGUUUCCGUGUCCUGUUCCACUUCGCCAAGGACUCUCUGCCAGACCGGCCUGAUGUGCUGGUGGUGGUCAUCUCCAUGCUCAGCACAGCCCCCUUGCCCAUUAAGAACAUCAUCUUUCAGUCUGCUGUCCCAAAGGUGAUGAAGGUGAAACUGCAGCCUCCCUCUGGAACGGAGCUCCCAGCUUUCAACCCCAUUGUGCCCCCCACGGCCAUCACCCAAGUCCUCCUGCUUGCAAACCCACAGAAGGAGAAAGUGAGGCUACGAUACAAGCUGACCUUCACCAUGGCAGAUCAGACCUACAACGAAAUGGGAGAUGUGGACCAGUUCCCCCCUCCAGAGUCAUGGGGAAAUCUCUAAGGCUGCGGCUGGGGUGCUGCGUCUGACUUCUAAGGAUUCUGCCCCCCGAGGACAAGGGCCUUCCCAGGGCUGGCUGGCUGGCGCUCAGACGCUGCUCUCAGACUAGAAUGCUGGCCAUCAGCCGUCUGCUGUGUGUGGAGGACGGCAGGUGGAUGAGAAGGGAGGAGGCGCCUGUUUGGGGGGGGGGGUUGAUGAAGCUGCUGGGAUGACUUGAGUGAGUUGCUCUCUGUUCUUCUACCUUGGUUUCUGAGUCUUCCCUCCCCCCUCAUCUUGCUUUCCCAGGUGUGCUUUUCCUUUCAUGGAAAGGUGCUGAUGAUUACCUGAGGCUGACUCUGAGGAACCUGGCCCCAGGGAUAGACUCUUUGGACCUCUUUCCUUUCUUGCUGAGGUUAUGUCGGACCUUUACUCUUCAGUUCUUUAACACUCCACGAGCAGCGCUGGUCUCUCUGGGUUGGUGCAGGGAGUGAUGCCUCUUGUGGUGUGUCUCUGCCCCCAGGACACCAAGUUGGAUUGGUGGGCUUGGGUGGGGCAAAAGGUCUUGCUGUUUUAUUGCAGGGGCUCCCACUGGUUCAGGGCAACAGGGCCUUGGGGCAGGUGGGUCUUUCUCGCUCACAAGGCACUUAUUCCUCCAACAAAAUGGGCAUGGGCCGAUUUCCCCCAGUGUGCAUGUUAAGCCACUAGUGAGCGGAAUCUGAGUAAGGUGGCAGGGAGGAAGAAAGCCUCGUGUGUCUAGUCUAACAUGCCUUAUACCAGAAGGACUAGUGUUAUGGCCUUACAGUGCAGUUAUAAGGCAGAGAUUGUACUUUUGUGGCUGUUGCAGCCUGCUGGGGUGACAGAGUGUGGUUGUUGCACUCCUUGAUAGCUUCCUUGACCAGGGUAGGGAAUGGACAUCCCAGGUAACUGUCGGGAAAGAAAUCGGGGGGGGGGG
Molecule: messenger RNA, 3248 nt
Organism: Gekko japonicus
Lineage: Eukaryota; Metazoa; Chordata; Lepidosauria; Squamata; Gekkonidae
Gene: GGA1
Product: golgi-associated, gamma adaptin ear containing, ARF binding protein 1
Exons: 18
Coding region: 251-2320 (689 amino acids)
Biological process (GO): vesicle-mediated transport; intracellular protein transport
Cellular component (GO): trans-Golgi network
Molecular function (GO): ubiquitin binding; small GTPase binding; phosphatidylinositol binding
Source: RefSeq, a predicted model, not a curated record